Messenger RNA from Knipowitschia caucasica, 309 nucleotides. The record is from the annotation of a GenBank genome assembly. NCBI's taxonomy places the organism in Eukaryota, Metazoa, Chordata, Actinopteri, Gobiiformes, Gobiidae.
AUGAAAAAAGCUUUAGAAGGCAUCAGCUCCCUGCCACUCCCCAAGCCCUCCGCCUCCCGUCCCGCCUCGCUCGCCCGGAUUCCGACAGAGGAGGCCCCCACGGGAAACCCUAAUCGGCAACGCGCUGGGGUCAUCCAUCAUGUUAGACUCAGCGGGGACAUUAGAGGAGGGAUGAACAACAAGGGGGCGGAGGCACAGAGCAUUUCCUCUAUCUGGACUCGACACGACUGCAGCGGGCGAGCGAGAGGACCCCAAAAGACCAAACGUGCCCACCCUCCCUGCGCCGCCCCGCCGCAAAAGGAGCCGUAA